Molecule: messenger RNA, 336 nt
Organism: Staurois parvus
Lineage: Eukaryota; Metazoa; Chordata; Amphibia; Anura; Ranidae
Source: the annotation of a GenBank genome assembly
CCGGUUCUCUGCUGCACUUUCCUCACGCUGUCAGAUCGUGAGGAAAGUACUGCCGAGAACCUGCAGUGGUCAGAGCAGGGAUCUGCACCGAUCAUCAGGGCACUGAUGAUCAGUGCCCUGAUGAUUGGUGCCCAGCAGUGCCACCCACAAGUUCCGCACACCUGUGCCCAGCAAGCACCCACCUGUGCCCAGCAGUGCACCCACCUGUGCCACUCUGCAGUGCCACCCACCUGUGCCACUCUGCAGUGCCACACACCUGUGCCCAGCAGUGCCACCCACCUGUGCCCAGCAGUGCCACCCACCUGUGCCCAGCAGUGCAGCCAGUCAGUGCCACCA